Salvia hispanica is the source of this 2825-nucleotide messenger RNA. RefSeq lists its product as uncharacterized. The record is from RefSeq and is a predicted model, not a curated record. Lineage: Eukaryota; Viridiplantae; Streptophyta; Magnoliopsida; Lamiales; Lamiaceae.
UAGCAGAAUCAGAGUUGGAAGCAGAAGAAAACGAGGAUAAACACCUUCCCAUUUUUGUCUUCUUCUCCCCUUCCUUGAAAGAGACCUUUAUUUGUAUAUGUAUAUGAAUCAAUACAGCGCGGAUCGUUCCAAUCGCAAUAAAUCUUUCUCAAAACCCCUAAUUAAACCCCCUUUCCCUUCUACAUUCCUCUCUCACUUCCAUUUUACAUCUAUAGCGCCGCUGCUGCUGAUUCGAACCCAUCGUUGCCGUUUCACUUUGUUGUUUGAAAGACUAACUCUCACUCUCAAUGGGCGAGCUAGGCAGCCAAGAUUCCGGUUUUGGGUUUUUCAACUCUUAUGCGGCGCCUGAUCCGGCGUCUUUCAAGGAGGAGUGCUUGUCGGCGGCGGAGGAUGCCGCCCGGAAUGUGCUCAAUUGCAUUCAUCCUACGCUCGACUCGGAGGAGGAAAGAAGAGACAUCAUUGAUUAUAUGCAGAGACUCAUCAAAAGCCAUGUUAAUUCUGAGGUGUUUCCCUAUGGGUCCGUGCCACUCAAAACAUAUUUGCCUGAUGGGGAUAUUGAUUUAACUGUUACUAACGGUACUAGAACUGAUGAAUCCAUGGCCCGUGAUGUUCUUGCUCUUCUACAAAGGGAAGAGAAAAAUGUUAAUGCUGAGUUCAAAGUUAAGAAUAUACAGUUUAUUGAUGCUGAGGUUAAAAUUCUGAAAUUCCUUGUGGGGGACACAGUUUUAGAUGUAUCCUUCAAUCAAUUGGGUGGGCUUUCUACUCUUUGUUUCCUGGAGCAGGUUGAUCGCCUUAUUGGGAGAAAUCAUCUCUUCAAGCGCAGUAUUAUCUUGAUCAAGGCGUGGUGCUAUUAUGAGAGUCGUAUCCUUGGCGCUCACCAUGGGUUAAUUUCUACAUAUGCUCUGGAAACACUUGUCCUGUACAUAUUCCAUUUGUACCAUUCAUCCUUAUGGGGACCAUUAGUGGUUCUGUACAGAUUUUUGGAGUAUUAUAGUAAAUUUGAUUGGGAGAACUAUUGCAUCAGCUUGAAAGGACCAGUUUGCAAGUCUUCACUCCCUGAUAUAGUGGUGAAAGUGCCAGAAAAUGGAAGUACUGAUCUGAUGUUUGGUGAUGAAUUUUUGGAGAACUGCCUGGAUAUGUUUUCAGUCUCAUUAAGGGAACUUGAAGGAAGACCUAAAGCAUUUCAGCCGAAACAUCUUAAUAUCAUAGACACACUGAAGGAAAACAAUAAUCUCGGGCGCAGUGUGCACAUAGGAAAUUUCUACCGUAUACGUAGUGCUUUCAAUUAUGGGGCUCGCAGGCUUAGUCAAGUUCUUUCGCUGCCAGUUGAUAAGGUUGCUGAUGGGAUACAUAAAUUCUUCUCAAAUGCUAUUGCUUGGCACGGGAAUGACAGCAAAAAUUUUAUUCAAGACUUGGCCUUAGAAUUUGGUCAUGAAGAGUCCUCAACUGCCUCACUAUCAUCACCUGCUAAUCUGAUGUCUGAGGAAAAUAUGCUUCUAAGAUUAUCUAUAAAUGAUAAUGAUCCUGUUGAGACUGAAUCUCCUUUGAAGAUGGCAUCUGAAGGCUGGUACCGACCAGAAUUCAAUUUUCGCGAACCUAUAUCCUCUCGUUCCAAAUCUGGAAAUUCCACUUCUCAGGAGUAUGGAACCAAGUCAUGGUUGGAAGACCAAAGGGAACAUGGAGAGGUGAAUUAUAGGUAUAAAUGGUCCAUGGAUAGCUCAUGGGCCAAUUUAAGCUCACAUGCCUCCAACGCUUACAAUGUGGAUGAUACGUCCCUUGAUUACAAGGAUGUGGACAUAACUAGCGUGGGAGAGUCGGAAGCAGUCAAUGCAUUGGCUGAUCUUACCGGAGACUAUGACAGCCAUAUAAGGAGUCUUUUAUAUGGUCAGUUAUGCCUUGGGUUUUCUUUGUUCCCACUAGCGUAUCAUCAUUCGGCAAUACCUUCUUGGGCUAACAACAGGAAGCCAUGGGAGAUUGUUUAUCAAUCAAUGCCGUUGUGGUGGAGUCAAGUCUCCCAAAUGACGUUACAGCCUGUCCCGACUGAACAGAGUAACUGCUGGGCUGCUUAUUCUGCACCUCCUGCUUAUGGAAGUGGCCCUUACUUUCCCGUUAUGAAUGGUUUUCAUGGGAUGAGAUAUCCACAGCCACAGGGGGAGAGCAGAAGUAGAGUUUCAGACUUUCCUGAUCAGUUUCACAGACAUGGACAAAGUGUCGGCAUGUCUAAUGCUUCCGCUGUGAACAAAACUGAAAAUAGUCGGAGCGGGCAAAUUGAUGACGUGCAUAGUGCUGCUGCUGUGCAAAAUGAUGAAAAUAUCACCCGAGAAGCCCUGCCUGAAAAGGAUGAGUCUGAAGAUCAAAAUGGCCCGACAGAUCAAACGGAAGGUGAUUCGAGUGGGUCAUUGAGGUUUGAAUUUGGAUCUGUCGGAGAUCUGGCUGAUCGGGUCAUUUCUGGCUCUGCAGACCAAGAAACAGAGCAAAGGCUUGAAGAGCAGUCGUUCGAGCUCAAAAGUGAAGCUGAGUUCCCCCCUUUGUGCUAGAGCACAAAGUUGUUUUGUACACAGUAGAGGUGAUACUGAUGCUAACAGACUUGAGGCGUAAGCUGUAGUUUUCACAACCUACAUAACCCCUUUUGGGUUGUUUGUGAUUAUAGAUGCAUAUAGCUCCAGAAUUAGAGUUAUUCUUACAUAUUGGCUUCAGCUGCUGUCUGUAACAAUUCCCUAGCUGUUGAUGAAUUCACAGUUUUUUAAACUCAUUUACAUAGUUGUGCUUAAAUAUUCAUCCGUAUAAAAGUUAUAAACAUUGCAAUCUAUUUCAACUUUUGGAUU